AUGGCAACAAAUUAUAGUGUCAUAGACGAACAACGUAUUUUGCAAGAAGCUAAUGUACGUCGUUUGCGUGAACUCGAAUUGAGUCGAUUGAGUGAAUCCGAUGAACAGAUUGCUCGACAAGAAUUGGCGAAGUUCGAUGAAAUGGAACACGAACUUCAAACAUUGAAUCAAUCCGAUCAACAACGUAUGGAGGAACUUGAAUCAGAAAUACGAGAUAUAAAUCAAGAAAUAUAUAAUGCUGAAAAAGAACUCGAACAAUUCAAUGCACAACUCGAAGAACUUCGAGUUGAACAAGAAAUACAAGAGAAAAAUCUUGAACAAGUAACUAAUGAAGUUGCUAAACUAACACAAGAAAUUAAACAUGUUCAAGAAGAACUUCAAAAACUUCGUGAACAAGAACAUCAACUUACAAUUGAACGUGACAAAUGUCAAGCAACACUUACCGAACAACAACAAAUUCUCAAAGAAGAACAAGCACGUGUGACUGAUCUUCAACAACAAAUUGUUGUGUUGGAAAAUGAUAGGCGUUUAUUAGAACAACGACGCGAUGAAUUAAAUACACAAUUACAACAAGCUGAAACAGAACGAGUCACUCUAGAACAAGAAAUAGCAAAACUUGAUGCUGAAUGUACACGAUUGGAACAACAAGUCAAUGUUUUACAACAAGAAUUAGUUCAACUUGAACGAGCUGUAGAACAGCUUGUUCAACAAAUAAAGCAAAUUCAAGAAGAAAUAGUCAAAUGUGAACAAGCCAUAAAUGAACAAACUGCUCGAAUUCAAGAAUUAGAAACUGAAAAGCAACAGGUCGAAGUUGAAAUACAAAGAUUACAAGAAUCGAUCCAACGCAUUGAAACAAUGAUCCAAGAAGUGGAAAACAAAGAACGCCAAGUAACCGAAGAAAUCAAUCAAAAAAAUCAAGAGAAACAAAUGGUUGAAAACGAACAGAGAAUUGCCGAAGCCGAAGUUCAACAGUUGAAAGCAGCUCUCGAAGCACUCAAUGGAGAAUUGAAAAUGUUACAAGAUAGAUUAACUCAAUUGACAAAUGAAGUCAAUCAGUUGGAAGAACAAGUUCGUCAAGCACAAAAUGAACUUCAACAAGCAAAGGAAGCAGUACAACUUGCCGAAGCAGAAGUGACACGUAUUCGAGGCGAACUCGAUCAGCUUACGCAACAAUUACAAGCCAAACAAGCUGAAUUGGCUCAAGGUGAACAAGCGAAAACUCAGCUCGAAGCAACACUCGCUCAAAAACAGGCUGAACUUCAACAGAUAACCGAUACUGUGAAUAGACUCGAACAAGCACUGAUGCAAGCCAAAAGUGAACUCGAUGCUGCUAUUGAAUUGCUCAAUCAAUAUACUGAAACACUUCGUCAAGAAGAACAAACUGAAUUACAAAAAAAAGAGGAAGUCGAAAGUCAAGAAACAGUCUUAAAAGAAGCCCAAGAUGAGGCCAAUCAAUGUGACCGACAGGAGAGCGAGAAAAAACAAGAGUUAGAUACAGCGACGCGUGAAGAAAAAAAAGCACAAGCUGAUUUAAAUUCAGCCAAAAACCAAUUGCAAAUUGCUGAAACAGCACUUCAUAUUGCUGAAAUGGCUCUUGCAACAGCAUUGGCCUUUCCACUAAUUGGUCAAAUUGCAGCCAUUGCAGCGACGGCUGCACUUGCAGCAGCUACCAGUGCUGUCAUUGCUCUACAAAUAAAAGUAAAUAAUGCAGAAUCGAAAUUAUCUCAAGAUUCUAUCAAGCGUGAGCAAGCUUUUCAAGUACAUCAAACAGCACUUGAGCAAAAGCGAGCGGCACAUACGAAAGUUGCUGAAGAGAAACGAACACUUUUGACAAAACAAAAUGAAUUGAAACAUCAGAUACAAACUAAAAAUGCUGCUCAACAACAAGUUGAACGUCAACAACAGGUUGUGGAAAAAACGACUGCCGAUCAUGCCGAAGUUGAACGUCAACUCACUCAAGCUAAAGAACAGCAGACAAUGAAAACAAAUGAAGUUCAUGAUGUAGAAGCACAAGUUCAAAAGCAAACUGAACAUGUUGAACAGUUAAAACGAGAAGUAUCUGAACUUGAACGAAAUCAAACACAAACUCAACAAGCACUUAUCAAUGCAGAAAAUGAAUUGAGAAAUGCUCAAACUAAAGAGCAAACAGCAGAAGCCACUCUUAGAACAACGAACGAACAGCUUACGGCCAAACAACAAGGUGUUCAAGAACUACAAUCUUCAGUUGCUCAAAAACAACAACAGAUCGAAGCAAAACAGGCAGAAUAUGCUAUGAAAGAAGGCGAAGCACAACAGUCUAAAAAUAAAAUAACAAUUAUCGAUCAAGAUCUUAAAUUAGCUAAUAGUACGAAAGCGGAAUUGGAAGCUGAGAAGAGACAACAAGAAAAUAUGCUUCGAACUGAACAGAGUAAAAGUCUACAACUCAAUUCAGAACAUCAACAACUCAAAACAAACCUUGAAAUAACCCAACAACAAAAACAACAACUUAGUCAACAAUUACAAGACUUCAAAAGUCAAUUGGAUCAACAAAAUGGAGAUAUGAUGCAAAAGAGUGCCGAAGUAGAGAAAGUCAAAGCUGACUUACACACAAAGGAGCAUGAGCAGGAUCAACUUAAGUCACAACGGGAUGAACGUACAGCGCAUGUUGAACGAGUCAAAGGGCAAAUUCGAGAAAAUGAACAAAAUUUGAAAGAAAAUGAAACGAAUCUGUCGCAGACAGUACAAACGAGACGAGAACGAGAAAUGGCCAAACAGUUAGCAGAACGUCAAGUAGCUGAUAGUCAACAACGUCUUCAUCAAACAGUUGAACGCCUUGAACAAUUAUCCAAUCAAGUUCAAGAGAAACAACAAAUUUCUAAUGAAAAAAAUCACCGUCAUACAGAACUUGCUGCUGAUGUAGAACAACGUCAGGCAGCUAAACAACGUUUGGAAACUAAUGUUCAGGAUAUACAUAAUCGAUGGACAUCAAAGCGAAUCUGGACGACAACUGCAGCAACACAUGUUGCUCAACUCGAUCAAGAAAAAGCCAAUAUUCAACUAGCUAGCCGACAAGUAGCUGAAAGCAACAGAAAAACUCGACAAGAUCUACUUUUACACAAUCGAAAUGAAGUACAUAAAAAUAAUCGAAACUUAAAAAAUCAGCAACAAGUUCAGCGCCAUUAA
Messenger RNA from Rotaria sordida, 3162 nucleotides. NCBI's taxonomy places the organism in Eukaryota, Metazoa, Rotifera, Eurotatoria, Philodinida, Philodinidae. The record is from the annotation of a GenBank genome assembly.